AGAGCGCCGCCUCUGUUCCCCACUGCUCCCCAAACCCAGACCCUCGCCGUCACCUCCAUCCGCUCUCCUUCCACCGGCGGCCAUGGACGACCCCCAAGUGCUCAUCGGCGUCUACAGGAGCGUCUCCAUGAGCGAAAUGUGCGAUAGCAUGAAGCAGAAGGGCGACGACCCUGAGACGCUGGAUCUCGGCACAAACAUGCCGCUUCUCGUGUACGGCUACCUCCCGCACCCGCCCGUCUCCACCACCCCCGCCCUCCCGCUUCCCGCCGCCGUAUGGGUCCACGACGGCGUCGACCGCAUCAGCCGCCUCCCCGACGUCGUCCUCGUCAACAUCCUCUCCCGCCUCCCCGCCAAGGACGCCGCGCGCACCGCCGCCCUCGCCUCGCGCUGGCGCCCACUCUGGCGCACGGCGCCCCUCGCUCUUGUCGACAGCCACCUGCUUCCGGACGGCGGCGCGUCCGGGCCGUUCACCAUCCGCGACCCCUCUCCCCGCGCCGUCACCGCCGCGGUGUCCCGCAUCCUCGCGGCGCACCCGGGGCCUUUCCGCUGCGUUCACCUCACCCGGACCAUAAUGCAGGAGCACCGGGCCGAGAUGACGCGCUGGCUCGACAUCCUCGUCGCCAAGGGGGUCCAAGAACUCGUCUUUGUCAACCGCCCCUGGCCGAUUGACCUGCGCCUCCCCGCCUCGCUCUUCAGCUGCGCCUCCCUCACCCGCCUCUAUCUCGGCAUCUGGAGGCUCCCGGACAGCACCGCCGUGCCGCGCCGCGCCAGAUUCCCCAACCUCCGGGAGCUUGGCCUCUGCAUGAAUGUCAUGGAGGACCGUGAUCUGGCCUUCAUGCUCGAACGAAGCCCCGUCUUGGAGAUCCUCGUCAUCAUGGGGAGCCAGAGCCAAGUGCGCCUCCGCCUCAUCAGCCAAAGCCUGCGCUGCGUUCAGCUCGGCCACACCUACUUGGAGGACAUAGACGUGGUGGAUGCCCCCAGCUUGGAGAGGCUCUUCCUGUGGGAUACAAUUCUCACUGGCGAGCUCACUCCCCCCAGGAUGAGCUCCACCAGGAACCACUCUUCCAGGCUCAACAUUGGCCGUGCACCCAACCUGCGUAUGCUGGGAUACCUUCACCCAGGAGGACAAGAGUUGGGGAUUACCAACAGCGUCAUUGUGGCUGGUAGCAAGGAGAGCAUUGUCCCUAGCGUCCAAAUUUUGGCCAUAGAGGUGCAAUUUGGUAUCCGCGAUGCUGUCAAGAAAGUGCCUGGCUUUCUCAGAUGCUUCCCCAACCUGGAGACCCUCCAUGUCCAUUCCUCCUCCAUAUCUGAAGAGCCCACUGGGAAGGUCAAUCUGAAGUUCUGGCAGGAGGGCGGUCCCAUCAAAUGCGUCCUGCAGAGCCUGAAGAAGGUGUUUUUCAACGAAUUCCAAGGGUCGAAAAGCGAGGUUGCUUUCCUCAAGUUCAUCGCGGAGAGAGGGCGGGUGCUAGAGCAGAUGGCUGUUGUGGUGGCCCGUGAAUGCUUCUCUUUGGGGGGUAAUGUGAAUGCCAAACUGAAGCCUCUGACCAGUGCAAAAUGGAACAACAAAGCUUGCAAACUAGAGCUCUUCAAGAGCCCACACGAUGACGUGGGAGGUCCAGCUUACUCCGUUGAGAAAGCUUGUGAUUUCGAGUUUGCUGACCCUUUCGACCUCAACUACCACUACAAACCAGAAAGGAUCUCUCAGCUAGAAAAACCUAUUUGGCGAGCUGUGGAAUGCUUAUUUCUGCCAAGUAAAGUUGUACUGGUAUGUGGGAUGCUACGUAGUACUGUGAUGUGCAGUUGGUCUGUUAUUUCUGGUUUGUCCAACUGCUGCAACUUGCUAUGUUUUGCAGUUGUUGCUGUUAGCAUGAAUUAUUUUGCUAUGCUAUGCUAUGCUGGUCUCAGAUCGAAAGAGCUUGACCGCUUUAGGAUAAGCUCAUCGACUCUGCACAGGUGAAGAUGAAGAGUUCAUUCAUAGAUUCUAUCUAUUGCCAAAAGGAUAGUAGUAAUAGUUUCUACUAGCAGCUUUGAUUCUGUUACCAAAAGGGUAAUAGUUUAUCAUAUCAUUACUAGUAGUGCUGCAAAUAAACCUGGUGGUUAAUUAAUUACGCUAAUAAAAUUAUGGUAGCUGAUGUAGUACAGUGAUUGUAAUUAAUCAGUACUGUACUUGACUGCUGUUUUCGCAACUGAGCUCGUUGUCCGUCCUCCCUGGCUCACACCUCCCGCGCUUACUGAAGAAGCUAGCGCAGCUGUGGAGAGAUUCAGUUAUUCAACCAACGGUCGGCAGUCGCUCGGCUCGGCUCAACGGCCACGAUGGAUACUUGCCAUCGCCUUGUUCACUGUUAGCGAGCUGUUACUACUGUUUAUUAUACCCGACAGCCAUCAUGCUUGCCCCUGGUUUGAUUUUAGAUGUUUCUGGAACCCAUCCAAACAUGGUGGAACUUAUUUCUAAGACUUGUAAAAACUGACAGGAAUUUGUAUAAACAUGUUUGAAAUCCCUAGAUAUUUUGUGUAUUCGUGACAAUUGAUGUGAAUGUACAACAGCUGCGAAAAUCAGUAUGAAUUCUGUUAAAAUAUUUCUGAAAUUCGUUGAAAGCAGGAUUAGAUGUUUCUGGAACCAAUCGAAGCAUGGUUCAACUUACUUGUGAGACUUUUAAAAAUGACUGAAAUUUGUGUGCAUUCA
Messenger RNA from Triticum aestivum (bread wheat), 2683 nucleotides. RefSeq names its product F-box/FBD/LRR-repeat protein At1g13570. NCBI's taxonomy places the organism in Eukaryota, Viridiplantae, Streptophyta, Magnoliopsida, Poales, Poaceae. The transcript is spliced from 4 exons. The record is from RefSeq and is a predicted model, not a curated record. Bases 83 to 1957 code for a protein of 624 amino acids. Gene Ontology annotation, molecular function: protein binding.